AUGGGUUCAGGAAUUUUGUGUCUACUAGCUGAGAAGUGGAGUGAAAGUUAUGCACCGAUUAUAAUUAUCAUUAAUCUGGAUGUGAUGCUCAAGAAAUGCGAUACCAUUGGUGAACUGAAGUAUUACGGGCCACUUAAGACUGAUGGGGAGGGCAUCUCUAUACCCAGAUCAUCAGCCUCAGUUCAGCCAAUGAAUCAGCCUAAUAAUGCAACUGUUUCAAUCUUAUGUUACUGGUAUCUUCUGGACUCAAUAGCCAAGUUUAAAGGAGAGGACUUGGGUUCUCUACCUCUGAAGAGUGAAAAUGUCGGUUCAACCUCUGGAAUGAACAGCAUUGGUUUUGGUACUGGAUAUAGGGAACCCACAGCAUCUAUUAUGAAUUACAGUGGAAAUACUAGCAACUUGGCUAGAGAAACUGCUGCAUCGGAAAAUCAGGUGCGUUCAUCUACUAAUCAGUACAGUGGUUCCACUCUUUCUUCAUCUGGCCAACUGGCAUCUUAUGGGAGCAGUAACCCGACUCCUGUGGCAAGUGCUGGUGGUGAGUGCUUCAAAUGCCAUCAAAUUGGGCACUGGGCAAAAGAUUGUCCCGGCUUGAGCAAUGGUCCUCCAGCCUAUCGGAGCUGUAACUCGACUCCUGGACGAUAUGGUAAUGUACCAAAGCAACACGUUGGUGGGUUCUAA
Molecule: messenger RNA, 678 nt
Organism: Fraxinus pennsylvanica
Lineage: Eukaryota; Viridiplantae; Streptophyta; Magnoliopsida; Lamiales; Oleaceae
Source: the annotation of a GenBank genome assembly